Mytilus trossulus (common blue mussel) is the source of this 1350-nucleotide messenger RNA. RefSeq lists its product as uncharacterized. Bases 117 to 974 code for a protein of 285 amino acids. The record is from RefSeq and is a predicted model, not a curated record. The transcript is spliced from 2 exons. Lineage: Eukaryota; Metazoa; Mollusca; Bivalvia; Mytilida; Mytilidae.
GCAUAAUAUGCCUUGUCAUGAAUUUUGUAUCCUUUAGCCAACGAAUGAAGACUUAUUACAUGUUCAUCUAUGAAAACUUUUUUAAAUAAAACAUCACCUGACAAAAAGAAGUAAAAAUGAAGACUUUAGUAAUGAAUGUUAGUGGAAACAACCAUAAACCUGUAGGAUUAGAUUUAAAACCAGGUGAAAAACAAAGAGAUGUAGCUGUUAAAAUCAUAACAUCCUAUAAACCGGACUUGAUUCUUGCUCAGGAAGGAAAUAAGGUAUUCUAUGAAAAGGUCUGCAGAGAAUGUAAGGAUGGAGGUACUCAAUAUCACUAUGUUUAUAAUGAGGAAACAGGAAUACUUUUCAAUGUUGUAGACUGGACGAUAGAAAAACCCAAGGCUGAUCUAGAAAAAAUGUAUGAUGAGCUAGUACACAAAAACAUCAUAUCUAGAGAAAGCGAGUUAAAAGCAAGAUUCCAUGCUUUGAUAUUAAAGUCAAACGGAACUGAUGGCAAUUUUCUCUGUGUAACUUAUCAUGGGCGUUACACAGGAAAAACUAAAGACAAGAAGCUAGAUAUUCUGAAAGACUUUUUGAAACUACUCUGCAACUAUCUUGAAGAUAAUCCUAGUUUGUCACUUAUUCUAGGUGGGGAUUUUAAUGUAGAAUUAGAUGAUGACAUUCUUCAAGAUCUUAUUUCAAAAGGAGACCCAAAUUAUGAAAAUGAUUUAUUGUUAUGGAAGCUUUUUGAACCAUCUAGCCAUGCUAACCGUGAUUUAAGUCUAAUUCCAUAUGCACCAACUGGAAAUCGUGCUAACAUCUACGACCAUAUUAUUGUCUCUUCAACAAUCAAUGUUAGUGAAAUACAAGCUGUGGAUGUCUUUAAAAAGAUAAAAGAACUUUUCCAAGAGGUUUCAAAGGAGCAUUAUCCAGUUAUCCUUGAUCAUGAUCCAAUUUGUGUGACAUUUAAAAUUGACACUGGACGAGUUUAGUUAUGUGUUUUCAUAUAUUGGUUUAAUGUGUUUGGGCUUUUGAUUUUGUCAUUUUAUGAAGGACUGGAAUUUCACCUUGAACUCGUCACCUGUUAUGAUUUUGACAGAAAACAAUAAUCAUAAAAUUGAGAAUGGAAAUGGGGAAUGUGUCAAAGAGACAACAACCUGACCAAAUAAAAAAACAACAGCAGAAGGUCACCAACAGGUCUUCAAUGUAGCGAGAAGUUCCCGCACCUGGAGGCGUCCUUCAGCUGGCCCCUAAACAAAUAUAUACUAGUUCAGUGAUAAUGAACGCCAUACUACAGAAAACAAUAAUCAGCUGAUUACAUUUUAUAGUUAUCAGCAACAAUGGACUAAUUAAUAAAGUAUUGAUAGU